AUGGUCGAUUCAAAAAGAGUGAUUCCGUUAGAAUCUAAUCCAAGCAUAUUCAAUUCUUUAUCAAACAAAUUGGGUUUAUCGCCAAUACUUCAGUUCCAUGACGUUUAUUCAUUAACAGAUAGUGAAUUAUUAGCAUUUCUUCCUCAACCCGUAUAUGCAAUAAUUUUGUUAUUCCCAUUAACCAAGAAUUAUGAACAAUAUAGAGAGCAGUCUGAUAAAGGAGAGCAUGAAUAUAACAAUGAAAGAUUUGGUGACAUCAAGUGGUUCAAGCAAACUAUAGGCAAUGGGUGUGGACUUUAUGCGUUGCUUCAUAUUUUGGCCAACUUACCUCAUGAUUUCAUAAUUGAUAACCUGAUUUUAAAUAAGUGUCUAUUGUCCCAGUUGAGUAAGGAUUCAAGUGUGAAGGAAACCGCAAAUCUUGUAGAGCAAUUAGAAAGAAGUAUUCAGCUAGACUCAAACUAUGGUACACAAGGCCAAACCGAAGCACCAGAUGCAAGCGAAUCAGUAGAUUUGCACUUCAUUACUUUUGUGAAAGGAAAAGAUAAUCAUUUAUACGAACUUGAUGGAAGAAGAGCUGGCCCUAUUGACUUAGGCGUAUCAACUAAGGAGAAUCAUAUUCUUGAUGACACUAAAUUAACCGAAAAGAUCCAAUUCUAUAUGGAUAAUGCAGACGAUGAGAAUAAGCAUAAUUUUGCAAUGAUGGCUAUAGGCCCCUCUCUUGAUUAA
Debaryomyces fabryi is the source of this 726-nucleotide messenger RNA. RefSeq names its product ubiquitin-specific protease. Gene Ontology annotation, cellular component: cytoplasm. Gene Ontology annotation, biological process: protein deubiquitination; ubiquitin-dependent protein catabolic process. The record is from RefSeq and is a predicted model, not a curated record. Bases 1 to 726 code for a protein of 241 amino acids. The transcript has a single exon. NCBI's taxonomy places the organism in Eukaryota, Fungi, Ascomycota, Pichiomycetes, Serinales, Debaryomycetaceae. Gene Ontology annotation, molecular function: cysteine-type deubiquitinase activity.